Podarcis raffonei (Aeolian wall lizard) is the source of this 1058-nucleotide messenger RNA. RefSeq names its product palmitoyltransferase ZDHHC12-like. Gene Ontology annotation, cellular component: Golgi apparatus; endoplasmic reticulum. The coding region runs from base 218 to 1030 and encodes 270 amino acids. Gene Ontology annotation, molecular function: protein-cysteine S-palmitoyltransferase activity. The record is from RefSeq and is a predicted model, not a curated record. Lineage: Eukaryota; Metazoa; Chordata; Lepidosauria; Squamata; Lacertidae. Gene Ontology annotation, biological process: peptidyl-L-cysteine S-palmitoylation; protein targeting to membrane. The transcript is spliced from 6 exons.
GAGGAUAUACAAGCAAUUGGUUCUGUGGAACUGAAGCAAGGUAAGAAUUAACAUGGGAAUGCAACCUUUGGAUUGCACCCAGGAGCUGAAGCAUCAACGACAGCAGAGGAAGUAGCAGCGGCAGCCACUAAUCCUGCUCUAACGCCACAGCAGCUUGUCAUUCCAGUGGAUCUGCUAAUGGAGCUACAAACUGCCUGUGUCUCUCAGGAAACCACACAUGGAAAUGUCCCAGCGAGUCUGGAGGAGAUCAUGGAAGUUUAGCUCUCCUGGUGAAUCAAAGGUGGCCGUCCUUUUCUUUUACAGUUGCACAUUUCUGUGGGGUUACCCAACUUACCUGUUUUGGAUUAUGCCGUUAUCUUUUAAUACCCUGUGGAACGCCCAUGCUACCUUCCUCCUUGGGAAUGCUCUGAUGUGGUUCCUCUUCUUAAAAGCUUCUAUGAUGAACCCAGGUUUGCUUCCUCAACACACUGAUGAAUAUUACCAGGCCAUCAGACAGGUGGAUUAUCUUAAUUAUUGGGAAGAGGGCAAAAUCCUGUUGCCUAGACUAUGUCAUGUGUGCCACCUUGUGAAACCUCUUCGAGCUAAACAUUGUCGUAUCAUCAAUCGUUGUGUGUCUGGCUUUGAUCAUUAUUGUCCUUUUAUCUACAACAGCGUGGGAUACAGGAACAGGCCCUAUUUUGUAGGAUUCCUCACUACUAUGUGUCUGAACUCUGUUGUUGGAAUAUACCUAUGCUGGAAUUGGUUUAAUGUAAUGGGACGUAGUAUUUUCAUCGGGAUCGGAUUUCUCUUUCUGUCCGUCAUUGCCACAACAUCAGCAAUGAUGACUUCACUGUGUGUUUAUAUGGCGGCAGUCAACUUAACUACUGCAGAAUGUCUCAAAACAACGAAGUAUGCAUAUCUCCUGGACCAUCAAGGGAAGUUCUUCAAUCCAUUCGAUCGAGGAAUUAUACUAAACUUUAUGGAAUUCCUUCACAUCAUCAAGCCUCUAACAGAGGAGGAACUGAACAAAGCAGAUCUGACUUUGGUAUAAAGACUAUAGAAGAGUCAUGUACUCUAUA